CUCAUCCUUCUGACCUCCUCCUCUUCUCUCUCUAAAAAAAGCUUCUCCUGCUUAUAAAUACCCUCCCCUCUCUCCCCGUUUCAGUUCCUCCGCCCGAUCCCCUUCCGCCCCCUCCCGACGAUCGCCCCCGCUCGUCCCACCGCGGUGGGCGAUCGCUCCUCUCCUCCGUGCGCGCGAUUCCUGAGGCGAGGCGACCGACACCAGAUUCCGCCGGCCGGCUCACCUCCCCCGCUUCGCCGAUCGGAUCGCGUGCUCCACGAGGUAGAGGUGACGAUAAAGCAUAGUUGUUGACUUAGCUUGCAGUGGUUCUUUAUCGAAGCUAAGGCAAAUAAUAAUUGGCGUUAUGGCAUAUCGAAUGGUAUGCGCUCCCCAAGUCAUUGAUCUUGAAUCUGAGCGAGGGCAUCCUCAUGUUCAUUCUGAAAGUUUAAUUCACAAUGGGAAUGAUUUGUCGGACCAAGGCGGCCAAUAUACUGUCAGAGUUGUAGGGAAUGCUACGAAUGCUGGUCUUUCUGAUACACAGGGUUACUACAAUAUGAGCAUGAAUCAUCCACAUCAGCCUGUUCAUAAUUCUCCGCCAAAUUUAGGUGUUGAUUCAGGUUUUGUCUUCCCAUCAAGUAUGUACAACCCUUGCAUGUCAACAUCUAUGAACAGAUAUGUCUCUCAUGCUCAGAGCUUUGGAUUGCCUUUAAACCAAGUUGUCUUGGGAAGUAUCGAUGGAAGUACCAGAAAUGAAAAUGUCAGUGAAACUGCUAGAGGAUUCAUUAAAAGGAAAAAUGCCACAGCAGGAAGUUGUCAUGUUAAUGGAUUUGCAAGCUCAGGCUCAUCCUCUCAUACAUCUCAGAAUCCUACACAUAGGCCAUGGGAUCCUUCUUUUGAGUCAAAUGUUUUUCCUAAUGUUACACCAUUCAACCCAUCAGAAUAUCAUAAUCACAGCACUUGGCCAUCUGUGGAGGGGUCUUCCAUUACUGGAACAAAUGGGUUCAACUCGAUGGCUGCUCACCCAGAAUCAGCACAGCAUGGUAACUAUACAUUUCAAUCAAGUCAUGCUAGUCAGUGCUUUCAACCUGCCAGCACUACUUGGGUUUCCCAGGCUGCAACUGGUAUUGCGGAAGGAGUACCACAGUGGACAUACAUCAAUGCAAUAUCUAGUGUUCCAGCAGGCAGAUUUGCACAUUCAGGGGUCACAGAAAUAGUGAAUGGAGGCUUUCACGAAUAUCAGAAUGGCCCUUCAACCAUUUCUCAAGGGCAUUUACCUUAUUUUCAUCAACAUGCUGUGCAUAGCAUGCAAGCUCAUAAUCCGCUGGAUCAUACACAAGUGCAAGUCCCUUACCAACAAGGCCACAAUAAUGGUGUCUUACAUACUGGGGUAAAUCAUUCUGGUAACCGGUUCCACUUGGGUCCAAGAACUCCAGGUCUCUUCUCUAAUUCUGAGCGGUCUUUUGGGCCUCCACAGCAUCCGUUCCUGGUGAAUCCAGUUAAUCAUAGGAACAUAAGAAUUUUGCCACCUCUGCAGCGUGGUGCAAUAAUGGAUUUUUCGGGGUUGUAUGAGGGGUCAAAUGUAGUAGAUGAGCAUAGAGAUAUGCGUCUAGAUAUAGACAGCAUGACCUAUGAGGAGCUUCUAGCAUUAGAAGAGCACAUUGGAGACGUCAAUACAGGUCUGGCAAAAAGCCACAUCGUAGAUAAGUUGAAGACUAGCUUAUAUGCGCCAGGAGCAACCUGCAUGUCUAAUCAGUCAUCUGAAUCUUCCACAGAGAGUGAGGCUUGCAUAAUAUGCCAGGAGGAGUACCAUCCUGAGGACUGCAUUGGAGUCCUGGAUUGUGGUCACAGAUACCACGCGGAGUGCGUAAAACAGUGGCUGACGAAUGUUUAUAAAUUAUUACUCAGUGUCCAUACAUACAGUGUAUCAUAUGGUGGAUCGGAAAGUAACUCUUAGAGUGUCAUCUCUAGAAACUACACUGUAUAUAUGUUGGUUACUUUAAAACAAACAGAAAUGUGUGUUCCCUGUGUACAUUACUAAAUCUUACUGUAUUUAAGAGAGCUGAUAAGAGAGCCGAGUAAAGAGUUUUUCAGCAGUUGAA
Messenger RNA from Hordeum vulgare subsp. vulgare (domesticated barley), 2078 nucleotides. RefSeq names its product probable E3 ubiquitin-protein ligase ZFP1. NCBI's taxonomy places the organism in Eukaryota, Viridiplantae, Streptophyta, Magnoliopsida, Poales, Poaceae. Gene Ontology annotation, molecular function: ubiquitin protein ligase activity. The record is from RefSeq and is a predicted model, not a curated record.